Messenger RNA from Medioppia subpectinata, 2269 nucleotides. The record is from the annotation of a GenBank genome assembly. Lineage: Eukaryota; Metazoa; Arthropoda; Arachnida; Sarcoptiformes; Oppiidae.
AUUGAAAACAAUGAAUCGAUUUUUAGCACUAAUUGUAUUGAUUUUAGGCAUUAAUUGUCAAACAUUUGACGCAAAACUCAAUGCAAUCAACGAAAACACAAUCAGAGAUGAGUUGACAGUCAAAGCGUUUGAGUCGUCGUUCCCGGAGAAGCCGAUCCAAUUGGUCCGACCGGAUGUACACCACAAACGACUAGUCAUUGUCGACGAAAAUGUUAAGUUAUUGCACCGAUUGGUCGGUCCGGUGGCCACCGUUGCCGUUGUCGGCAAAUUUCACUCCGGAAAGUCAUUCCUCAUGAACCAACUGAUGGGCAAAUCCAGUGGUUUCGGUGUCGGACCCGAUGUCAGGCCGAAGACAAUGGGUAUAUGGAUGUGGGGAAAGCCCACUCAAUAUACUCUGGAAUCUGGUCUCAAAGUAUGGAUUGUCUUUCUGGACACCGAAGGCUUUGCCGCCAACAAUGUGACCGAGAAUUAUGACGCGAAGAUAUUUGCCGUUUCGACACUUCUCUCAUCGCAUCUGUUGUACAAUUCGGUCAAAAUCAUCGACCAGUCGGACAUCGAUUACUUGGAACUGUUGGCCCGAAGAACCCAAUUGUUUGCAUUGCGUUCGCAAAUGUCGCGCAAGAAGUGGACGAAUGACUUCAACAAAGACCUAUUGAGUUUCCCGCCGCUGAUUUGGGUCGUCCAGGACUUCGUUCAGUCCACUGUCGACGAGUCGCCCAAAGAGUGGUUACACCGACUCAUGACUUCUCACACACGAGAGAAUGAUUUGUACGAAAUAAGUCUUAAGGAUGUCUUCAAAUCAGUCGACUGUCACACACUGUUUCUGCCGGCCGUUAAGAAGCAUUUAUUAAACGACCUCUCGUUGGCUAAAGAGGCAGAUUUGACCGAAGAGUACGUCUUCGAGAGACAGGAGUUGAUUAAGAAACUAAAGAAACAAAUUGUUCCCAAAGAGAAGAAUCAUAAGCCAAUCACUGGCGUCGAGUUGGCGACGCUGUUGGAGAUACUGGUGAACGCGGCUAAUGACGGCUCACUGGCCGACAUUCCCAACCGAUGGGACGCUUUCGUUGUGCGACUACAACAGACAGCCAUCGAAGACUGUCUCAAGUUCUAUGAGGCGGACAUGAAUGUACUGAUUGUGGACGAGUACGACAGCCACGCCGUCAAUAUGGCCCGAUUUGACGAGUGGCACAAUCAGUCGCUCCAGAGAUCUGUCCAACUGUUGACACAACUGUUGCACGGAUUGGACGAAUCGUUGGCCAAAGGCUUACACGAAUUGCAGCACAAUAUCAACGUUCAGUUCGAUCGCAAUCGCGAUAUCAAUGAGAAGAAGAUUAAACUCAAGUGUUCGCAGACUUUACACGAACUGGAGAUCAAAUCGGAGCAAAGUAUUCGCGCCAUUGCUCUACCCAUUCAUACCACAGAACUCUUGAGUCAAGCGAAAGAGAUUCUUAAAUCAAUGAAAAGCGAAUACAUUAACCAAAUAAGCGAUUUAGUGGACGGUUUGGAGGCCGAGAAGUACUUGGAUUCGUUGUCGAGGGCUAUUAAGAAUCAAGUGGCGAGCCUUCAGUUGGAGAACAAUAACGCCAUCGAAGCCUUCUUUGAUCAUCAAAUAGGUUUAGGGAUCGAGAAGUUCCAGAAAGUGACUCAAUCCGACUACAGUCGCGUCAAACCACGAAAACCCGAUCUAUUGAAGCGUAUCCUCGCGGAGGCCAACAUUCAAGCGCUUGACUUAUUCAACAAUCAUUGCAAUAAGUUUACAGUGGAGUCGAGUUAUGCAUCAAAAUUAGCGGUUUUGAAGGUUAAGCUCAACGAUAUGAUCAUCGAAUUGGAGAAACAAAACGAAAAUAUUGCCAAAACAUACACUCAAAGCGAAUCAAACCGUUUAAUCGACGACUUUAGUACCCGAACCGGUCCCUCAUUCUUAUCGAUGCCCUCAAACACCACUGAAUUGGAGUCGCGCUUGAAAUUAGAGUUUUCCAAAUCGAUCAGAGAUUAUACGGAUCUUCUGUCCGACUAUAAAGUGUACGAAACAUACGAACAGCUCUUUCAUGAUUUCAAACUCAAUAUCGAAGAGAUCCAUUCCGUGUGUUUACUUCAUUUAGACGAAGGAAAGCCUAAGUAUUGGUCACUGAAUUUGAAGUCAGAGAUUAUCGAUCAGUUCGUUGCCGACGACCAACAGUUACUCAAACUAAUCGACUCCAAAGCUGGCCUUUGGUCAUCAUUUGUAGGCUUUUUCCAAUGGAUUUUAUGGCUUUUAAAUAUAGGCUAG